Messenger RNA from Papaver somniferum (opium poppy), 2626 nucleotides. RefSeq names its product cell wall protein IFF6-like. Gene Ontology annotation, molecular function: protein binding. The transcript has 3 exons. The record is from RefSeq and is a predicted model, not a curated record. The coding region runs from base 221 to 2494 and encodes 757 amino acids. NCBI's taxonomy places the organism in Eukaryota, Viridiplantae, Streptophyta, Magnoliopsida, Ranunculales, Papaveraceae.
GAGAAAGACGAAGAGAUCAUAUGAUCUAGUGAGAGAAACAAAUUUAACACAGAAAUUCUAAAGAAAAAUAUUUUAAAUAUAAAACAAAAAACUCAAAAAGCGGACAAUAUAAACGAAAACUUAUAAAAAAGGAGAGAAGAAAAAACCCUAGGUUUAUAUUUUUGAAAACAAAGGAAUACGGAAACAUAGAUUGAUAGACGAGAGAUGAGAGUGAACCAUCAUGGCGAAGAUAAACAACGAAGAAGAAGAAAAAAUAUCAUGGGGAACAUGGGAAGAACUAUUAUUAGCAUGCGCUGUUAAAAGACAUGGAACUAACAACUGGGAAUCAGUUGCCAAUGAAAUUCAAAACAAAAAAUCCUCGUCUAACUUUAUCGUAUCUCCUCAGAACUGUAAACAGAAAUAUCAUGAUCUUCAUCGAAGAUUUAUGGUUAAUAGUGAAGAUGUUGUCGAUUCAGAAAUAAUCGAUCAUCAUAAUAAUGAUGGUAUAGAUGAUAAUCAUAAUCAUGAUAACAGUAGGAUUCCUUGGCUUGAUGAGUUAAGAAAACUUCGUGUUGCAGAGCUUAGACGCGAGGUUCAAGAAUAUGAUGUUUCGAUCGUGUCUUUGCAAUUGAAAGUAAAGAGAUUAGAAGAAGAAAGAGAAGAAAGCUUGAAGGAUAAAAAUGAUUUUGAUGUAAAACCAGAUCUACUGGAAACCAGAACCAAGGAAGAAGAUGGGAAGAAGAUUGAAACUGAACCGCCUCGAUCCCCGAGUCCGAUUGAAAAAACCGAUAAACCGGUUUCCGGUGACGAAUCCGACCGGGAUAAUCAGUCAUUUAACGAGUCAAAUUCUUCAGAUCUGAAAGAUGGGAAGACUCCGGAAGUUGAUGUCGAGAAACUACUAGAACCGGUCCAAACCGUUACAGAAACACAGGACCACGUUUUAAUUGAUAAACCUUUGGCUUUGGGAGAAGAUUCGUGUAACGGAAGUUCUGAAACUAUUGCUAAAGACUCGGCUGUUCAAGUUGAGAAGAAAUCAUCAGAAACAACGAUCCCUGUUAGAGAAACUCGUGAACCAGCCGAGUUAUGGGAAUCGGUGGCUGAGUCAAAAGGUGGUAAUGGAGGUGGUGAAGAAGAAGGAACAAAAGAGAGUAGUGACGUACAAAGUUCGGCCAGCCUAUCAAGGAAAAAUGGACGGAGGAAAAUCACUUCGGGAAGUAGUAGCGGUGAAGAACGUGAAACAGAGGAGGUUUCUCCCGCCAUCAAACGGAUCUCUGUGAAAUCAGAACCGUUGCUUGGAUUUCUCGAGAUGAUCCUUUCUCACAAAUAUGGCUCCAUAUUCAAGAGCCGGCUCAAAAGCCAGGAAACAAGUAAGUACAAAAGUUUGAUCAGGCAACAUAUAGAUAUGGAAACUAUUCGAACAAGAUUGAAACAAGGUCGCUACAGUGGUAGCUGCAGCCAGAAAUUCUUCAGAGAUUUAUUACUUCUCUUCAAUAACGCUAUUGCUUUUUACCCCAAAAACUCAUCAGAAGCAGUUGCAGCUACUGAAUUGCGAGGAUUGGUUAGCAAAGAAAUGUUGUCAAGAUCGACAGGCUCAUCAUCAUCUCGGAGCCAAAACAACCCCUCACCUGGAGAUCCUACUCCACCAAAACUACAGCAAUCAACACCACUAAUGCCCAAACCCGAUCCUGAACUUUCAGAUUCUCUAAUACCAAAAUCAAAACCAGUUGGUAUAAUCUUUGCUUGUCGAAAACGCAGCUCAAUCUCUGCGAAAGCUGCAAACAGUUCUAAACCAGUUGAAUUCAAAGGAUCGGAUCAGAAUGUUGAUGAGGAGAAACCAGUUCUGGAUAAGAAACGGAAGGAAAAUUCUUCUGCAGUGGAAGAACAAAUCGUGUUUAGUAAACGAAAAGGAGAAAGGUCUGCUUCUGGGAUGAGGAGUUCAAGAUCGAACCGUAAUUACAACACUAACAAAAAUAGUCCAAAGGAUUCCAAUACCAAUCUAAACCUGGAUCCAAGCUCAGCUCGGACUUCAGCCAAGGGUGGCAGUGGAGACGAUACUAAUUCAGAGACAAAGACAGAGAAAGACAAAAAGAAUAACAGUAACAACGCAUCAACAGCGUUGACAAAUACAGUAGCUAAGAAGAGAAGUGCGGCAAACUUCUUGAAUAGAAUGAAGACGACUUCUAGUUCGUCCAACAGUGGUAAGUUGUUGGAGACGUUAAAGAAUUCUUCUCCUGGGAACAACUCCAAUUCUACCAAAGGAGACAAAGGGUGGAGUAAUAAGGAGGAAAAGUAUCGAGGUAGAGGUAGUGGUAGUAAGAAAGAUGAACAAGUUACAAAGCAGAGUUCAUCUAAAAGACAAGCGGCUCAAGGAAGCAGUCCACCUAAGAGAAGUGUCGGAAGACCACCAAAGAAAGCACCACCACCACCCCCGCCCUCAUUUUCAAAGAGGACAAGAGAAAGAGAGAAAGAGGUUGAACCAGAGGUUAGACAGCCAAGGAAACGAACAAGGAGAUGAUGAAGAAAACAUUAUGUAGUGGUAGUCACUGUAUAUUAGUGGAGUAGUAUUUUGUAGCGAUUCAUUUUUUUAGGUUCCCUUCAUAUUCAAAUAUUAAAUAUUUAUAUCUUUCGAUUUUGGGUUUGUUUUCCA